This is a messenger RNA of Rhodotorula toruloides NP11, 1107 nucleotides long. Its product is annotated as protein of chromatin modification-related protein EAF7 family. Gene Ontology annotation, cellular component: nucleus; NuA4 histone acetyltransferase complex. The transcript is spliced from 3 exons. Lineage: Eukaryota; Fungi; Basidiomycota; Microbotryomycetes; Sporidiobolales; Sporidiobolaceae. Bases 1 to 1107 code for a protein of 368 amino acids. Gene Ontology annotation, biological process: regulation of transcription by RNA polymerase II. The record is from RefSeq and is a predicted model, not a curated record.
AUGGCAGAGACAGCGCUAGAUUGGGCUCCUCCGCUCUCACAAGCUCCUGCUGCGAGCGACGCUACUCCCGCCCCAUCCGCUCGUCCCCUCCUCGACACCCCCGCUGGCGAACUCGCCCUCUUCCGGUCCCUCAUCACCCACCGCCUCGUCGGGCCCAACAAGCACUUCGACAUGGUCGCCGUGCUGUUGUCUCUCCAGCGGGCGCUUGCGAGCGAGGAAGGAGGCGAGGAAGCGGCGCGGGGGCUCAAGAGCGAGGAUGUGUGGAGCAAAUGGCGCGAAUUGUACGAUCAGGAGACGCUCGAGAGCGUGUGGGAGGAACAGCAAGAACAACUCCUCCCGACUCCUUCAGCCUCCCCUGCACCAGACACCGCUGCGCUAACCACCGAAGCCGCGCAGCCCUCUCCAACGCCUUCCCAGUCCCUCUCAGACCGCGUAGCGACCCUGCACUUCCCCCGCCGUCCCUUCGACCUCUCGCCCGAACCCUCCAUUCAGAUCGCAGCUUUCCAGCGCGGCCUCGUUCCGAAAGGGUCGAAGCAUGAGUCACCUGUUCCAGACGAUGCGCCGCUGCGCGAAGUCUCGGUACCGUUGCCUGACGGCGAGACGAGCGGGCGAGGGAAGCGGAAGAAGCGGGCUGCGGCCGGCGGAUCGCCGCGCAAGAAGCAGAAGGUCGAUAAGAAGCCGUCUGGAGGCGAGGAAGAGGAUAGCGAGUUGUCGGAACUCUCGGAGGAUGCGGAUGAGGAUGCGGAUGAGUCGGCUGAGGAAGGCGGCGAUGGCGAGGAGGAGGCGGAGGAGGACGUCGAGGAAGAUGACGGCACAAGUGUGACGGGUACGGCUGCGACAGUCGACGACGACAGCGCGAGCACGGCGACUGAAGCGGAUGCGAAACGGAAACCGGCCGAUAAAGCUGCCGCCAUCCGCUCUCUGCCGUCCUCCAACCGCCGCUCACGCGCAUCAAACGCGAGAGAGCGGCAAGACUCGACGCCGGCUUCGAGCGAUGCGGGCAUCUCGACGCCAGCGAAGAAGGGCACGCGGAGCACGGCGAAGACGGUGAAGAAGGAGGAAGCGGCGCCGGCGAGCGCGCCGAGAUCGUCCCGACGGAGGCGGUAG